Molecule: messenger RNA, 2433 nt
Organism: Mesorhabditis belari
Lineage: Eukaryota; Metazoa; Nematoda; Chromadorea; Rhabditida; Rhabditidae
Source: the annotation of a GenBank genome assembly
AUGGGGAUUUUGGAGAGUCUUAUGGCUUUCCCCUAUCAAGUGUGGUUCAUUCUGGGGAAUGAGUUCUGCGAGCGUUUCUCUUUCUACGGGAUGCGAUCCCUGCUGUACAUCUACUUCAAGAGGGAACACGGCAUGCCUUCACAUAUUUCGCGUGCCAUUCAACAUGCAUUCAACGGAGUCGCAUAUUUGACGCCGCUCUUGGGAGCCGUGAUGGCGGAUUCGUGCUUUGGAAAAUACUACGUGAUUCUGGUGGGCUCGAUCUUCUACGUGUUGGGUCAUGUGUCUCUAUCGGCUGGCGCUUUGCCCUUCUUUGGAUUAGUUGUUCGCCAAGUCUUUGAUUAUGUUGGCCUCUUGACGAUCGCCGUUAGCACUGGUGGUAUCAAGCCGUGUGUAGCUGCUUUUGGUGCCGAUCAGAUUCCACCCGAAAAGGCGGAAGCUCGCAGCGCUUUUUUCUCGUACUUCUACAUGGCGAUCAAUGCAGGUUCUGUUCUGUCGAUGUUUCUCACGCCGCAGCUUCGCGAUAUUUCUUGCGCUGGUUCAACAACGUGCUAUCCAUUGGCUUUUGGUGUCCCCGGAAUUCUGAUGUUGGUUGCGUUGAUUUUGUUUGUUUGCGGCACGUGUUGGUAUGUGAGGAAGCCGCCGGCUCGCGAGAACCUCGCCUUCACCAUCAUCGGCUGUAUCACGUUGGGAUUGAGUCGAAAGAUUUGCGGCAAAAAGCCUCUCGUGCUUGAAGAAGACGAUGAUCCGGAUGAAGCUCUUAGAGUGUCUUCGACAAGUAGCUACUCGGACCGUGAGAUUGGACCAAGGAUGAUGGUAGGAGCUGGACCAAAGGCCAAACUCGAAUCAAAAACCAAAUCUAAUCUCCAGUCUCUAGCAGACCCUCGCAGAUUCAGCGGUAAAGCUGAACGAGCAGAAUCAGCACAAAGAAGCAUCGGAAUAACCGGCAACAAUGACGAACCAAAGAAAACCGACAAGAAAAGAAUGGAGCAAACGAAGGAAGUUUUGCGGAAACGUUGCCAAUGGCUUGACGGCGCCGCACCUAACUAUUCGGAAAUGCAAAUUUGGGGAGUCAAGUGUCUAUUGUCAAUCUUGUGGGUGAUCUGGCCAUUGUGUUUCUUCUGGUUUCUCUAUGAUCAACAGAGCACCACCUGGGUGGAUCAAGCGACGCAUAUGAAUGGGAAAAUCGGUCACUUCUACGUCAACCCUGAGACAAUGCAAAUGUUCAACGCAGUUUUCAUCAUCAUCUAUGUGCCAGUUUGCAAGUACUUUGUGUAUCCGCUUUGUGAAAAGGUCAUUCGCUUGACAUUUCUGCGAAAACUGGGCAUCGGUUUGGUGAUGGCAGCGUUCGGGUUUUUCAUCUCCGGAUACCUUCAGCUUGCAAUCGAUUAUAAUGCCACGAUUCGACCUGAUGAUGGCCACGUGUUCGUGCAGAGAAUCGGCUCUGGACCAAAUCUCACCCUUUACAACUACAAAAACACAACUGAAGAAGUUUUUAUUACCAAAAGACGGAGACAGACGCUUCCCGGUCGUUAUGUGUUGGAUCCAGAUGCCCAAAAUAGCACUAUUGAGUUGGCAUUGGAACGUGACGAACCGAAGACACUUCAAGCUUAUGUCUUUGCACUUGAAGCAGGUCGCUUGAACUCGCUACAGUACAACUUUGCACAAACCCAAGAGCUCCACGAAACGAGGGUCAUCCUCUUUCCAUCAUUUGAUAUUGCUGCCUCGAAUUGGACUUAUUACGUAAAGGGACACCUGUUAAAGGGCACAAUUAAGAAUGGAACGAUAAUCGACUUGAAGCAUACUUUUUGGGACACGCUCGAGUACACGAUUAUCAUGGGGCCGAAUUGCACGGAAGGUUUCAAGUGUAAGUAUCGAGCUACGGUCGAGAAUUUGGCGGGACCCGUUCAUGUGCUCUACGUGGAGAAAAGCGGAGUUGAAAUUGUGCAAGUGAUGGCGCCUUUCGCGUUACACGUGAUGUGGCAGUUGCCGCAAAUUCUCACCAUUACAUUUGGAGAGGUAUGGCUUUCUGUGACUGGACUCGAGUUCGUCUACGACCAAAGCCCGCCAUUUAUGAAGAGCAUGAUGCAGGCUAUAUGGACGCUAACAAUCUCUAUUGGAAACAUUUUGGAGGUGAUUUGGUCGAUGAUCAAUCCAUUGGCGGGCAAAGCGGCCAUCGAGGCUUUCGUUUAUGGUGGUAUCAUUAUUGUCGUGACUGGCAUCUAUGUGGUCCUCGCUUGUCGCUACCAGUACAUUGAGGGAUUCCCAACUGUUGAAGUAGCCGAAGAAGAAGACGAGGCAAUAGGAGGAGAUGAGAGUUCGAAAACCGAGGAGGCCAAGAAGCUUCUUGGCCCGAAAGGCAAGAAGGCCAACAAGCCGGAAACUUCUCAAGAAUCGACCAUCGUUGAGGAGAAGAAAACGAAAAAGAAAUCUCAA